Molecule: messenger RNA, 653 nt
Organism: Aedes aegypti (yellow fever mosquito)
Lineage: Eukaryota; Metazoa; Arthropoda; Insecta; Diptera; Culicidae
Gene: dUTPase
Product: deoxyuridine 5'-triphosphate nucleotidohydrolase
Exons: 2
Coding region: 122-565 (147 amino acids)
Biological process (GO): dUTP catabolic process; dUMP biosynthetic process
Molecular function (GO): magnesium ion binding; dUTP diphosphatase activity
Source: RefSeq, a predicted model, not a curated record
CCAAAACACGGUUCUCUGAUUGAUGUUUCUCUCAUUCUGUUUGCGGUCGCCUCCGGUAAAUGUUCCUAGCUAGACAUCGAAUCUCAUUUUAAUUCCGAGCCCAGUAUUUUCAUCAAAAACCAUGAAGCCAGACCAAAAAUGCAUCCUACGGUUCGCCAAGCUCACGGAUCAAGCCUUCGCACCUUCCAAAGGAUCCGUCAAGGCCGCCGGAUUUGAUCUCAAAAGUGCGUACGAGUACACGGUUCCUGCCCGGGGCAAGCAGUUGGUGAUGACCGACAUCCAGGUGCAACUUCCGGAAGGGUGCUAUGGCCGGGUUGCUCCCCGAUCCGGACUGGCCGUGAAGAACUUCAUCGAUGUGGGCGCCGGAGUUGUGGACGAGGACUACCGGGGUAACCUGGGUGUGGUCCUAUUCAACCACUCGGACAACGAGUUCAAGGUGGCCCGGGGGGAUCGCAUUGCGCAGUUCAUCUGCGAGCGAAUCUUCUAUCCGGAGCUGGAGGAGGUCAGCAGCCUGACGGAAACGGAACGGGGCAGCGGCGGGUUCGGAUCCACCGGAACGCAAUGAGACUGAUGAGCAGGGGUAAGAAGGUACCUAUUCGAUAUUCUAGGAGUAGUUUGUAAGAUGUUUGUUUAAAAUACAAGAAUCAUUCUUU